Macrobrachium nipponense is the source of this 1278-nucleotide messenger RNA. It is a transcript of the gene eff, whose product is annotated as ubiquitin-conjugating enzyme E2-17 kDa. NCBI's taxonomy places the organism in Eukaryota, Metazoa, Arthropoda, Malacostraca, Decapoda, Palaemonidae. Bases 136 to 579 code for a protein of 147 amino acids. Gene Ontology annotation, biological process: protein polyubiquitination. Gene Ontology annotation, molecular function: ubiquitin conjugating enzyme activity. The transcript has 4 exons. Gene Ontology annotation, cellular component: nucleus. The record is from RefSeq and is a predicted model, not a curated record.
GUCAUGGGGACUCCGUGGUCGUUGGCUGGCGUGUAUUCCUCCGCGCAGGUUCCGCCAUCUACCAUCUUGGUUGGUGCAGUGUGAGAGCGAACUCGCUGUAAAUCGCGUGCGUGUCCUACGUUUAUAUAGACAGCCAUGGCACUUAAAAGAAUUAAUAAGGAGUUGCAGGACCUCGGGCGGGACCCACCAGCACAAUGUUCAGCAGGUCCAGUAGGUGAUGACCUGUUUCAUUGGCAAGCCACUAUCAUGGGUCCACCAGAGAGUCCAUUCCAGGGAGGAGUAUUUUUCCUCACAAUACAUUUCCCCACCGACUACCCCUUUAAACCCCCAAAAGUCGCUUUCACAACCCGCAUCUACCACCCAAAUAUUAACAGCAAUGGUUCAAUAUGUUUGGACAUUCUCAGGAGCCAAUGGAGUCCAGCCUUAACUAUUUCCAAAGUGCUCCUCUCAAUUUGUUCACUACUGUGUGAUCCAAACCCGGACGAUCCACUGGUGCCAGAGAUUGCGCGAAUGUACAAGACAGAUAAGGUCAAGUAUGAAGAGUUGGCCAGAGAAUGGACCAGGAAAUAUGCUAUGUGAUCCCCCAGUGGCAGAGUGGUGGAGUGCGGCCAAGCCCAGACCCCGCCUCUGCCAUAGCACCACCACUACCACCCUGACCGCCAUUGCCGUUGCCAUCGGUCUGACUGCUGCUGCUGCUGCUGUUGUUGCUGCUGUUCCUUCUCUCUUCAUCCUGGUUAUGUUGAAAAUCCAAACAAACUUUUGACUCUCACCCUUCACUAAUUACUACUCUACUGUCUGGUGAAUAGCUACACCGUCACCUCGAUGGUUCAUCACUACACUAUCACAUUUGGCCAGCAGCCUUUCAUUUGGCACAGAAUAAAUAUAAAUACAUUGUGGACUGAGUCAGGGCCUUAAUCAUUCAUCCGCAAUUUCCCCAAAUAAAGUGCCACUGCCAUCAGCGGCUCCUCUUUGUACCUAGGAUCUAUUGUGUAAAAAUGUAAACAAGGAAGUGCCACCUCCUCCACCGUUGCAAAAUAUCAUGCUUGUGUUAGUUUGGGUAAUACUUGGGUCAAUUUGGUAGUGUGUGGCCAGUUGACAUUUUAAUGGUUGGGGAAGAAGAGAGAGACUUUCAAGGGACUGGAGCCCUCUUAGCCAACAAUUACCAGUGCAACUUGAUUAGUCUUCAUUCACCCACUGUAACACAUCUUUUAUUACUCAUGUCUGUGUGUCCCGAGCCAACCUGCUUUGUUCUCUAGUGAUGAAAGAAUUGUGAUUUUA